UCAGUGUCAUUUCAAGUGGUUUUAUCGUCCGCCACGGACCAACCAAGCCAAAAUACCACCAUGAAAUUUUACAAAUCCGUUUCCCUAUUAAAACAGCAAAAAAAAAUACCACUAUCAAUUUUUACAAACUCCCUUAAUCCUAAGUUCGCACUCUUUCAUCUUUCCAAUUUAACCAAGUCCUUUGAAUAUUCUCUACCCAUUGCCCCCGAAAGGUGCAGGUGCCAGUAUAAUAUGGUAUUAUCGCAGCUCAUUAUGAUUUCAGUGUCAUAUCAAGUGGUUUUAUCGUGUCCGCCACGGACCAACCAAGCCCGUCCGGUUAAGUAUUAAAAUUUGCGAGGGUUCCACAUUCCAGGUAUUGAACUUUAAGCUUUUGCAGGUGCGAGACCAGCAGCCUCCAUGGGGAUUUACAAACGGUUAACUACAGUAUUGGUUAACCAUGCCUCCUCUUCGUCAUCUCUGUCGUCCCCCAUUAGGGUUCGAGAGCCGUGGACGAUAUUCAGGCGGGGCAUGCGCGAGGUGUACAUGUCGCAGGCGGCACUGGACGCGGCAGCGGAGCGGCGCGCCAGAAAGCGCGCGCUCCGCGUAGACCCUCCUAUGAGCGCUCUGCAGCGCAACCGCUAUGGUCCCCCUAAACCACACGACCCCAACAUGCCCGAGCCCAUCAACGUCCUCGUGGGGGACCGCCUCAGCCUCCACAAUCGUCUACAAUCGCUCAGCCGCUCCGGAAAACUUGACGAAGCCCUGGUCGCUGCUCGUCAGGCGCAGUACUCUCGUAUCCGCCCCACAAUUUUCACAUACAACUCUCUCCUCGGCCAUUGUCAUCGCGCCGGAAGGUACGAGAAUGUCUUCAAUCUCUUCGCUUUCAUGCGCCAAGCCGGGGUCAUACCCAACGUGGUUACCUAUAACAUAGUACUCGGCAGCUACGUUGAGUUGCUUGACAUGGAAAAGUGUUUUGCUAUGUUGCAGAUGAUCUAUGACGCCAAUAUGCGACCCAGUAACGUGACCUUUAAGCACUUGAUGAGUGCGCAUUUUAGACUCGGGAAAUACGAGGAUGUUAUGAGGCUUUUCAGGGAAAUGCUGGAAAAGUGCUAUGGGGCUGAUCCACCGACAUAUGCGGAAACGAUUGAGGGUUUUGUGAAGGGCGGGGCAAUGGACCAGGCCACGGAGCUGUAUAUGGAAAUGAGGAAGAGAGGUUCCAUUUUUAGCGAGCCGGUUUUUGGUAAUUUAAUUAGAGGUUAUAUUGCUGCUGGGAGAGUUCAGGAGGCCCUCGAUGUUUUUGAGUUUGUACCCGAGAAGGUUGAACGGACUGCAAUGUCGACUAAUGCUGUGAUCGAAGGAUACUGCAACGCUGAUAGGAUUAACGAUGCUCUCGAUUUUUUUGAGAUGCUUGUGGAGAAGAAUUUGAGCCGUGAUGCACUGUCGGUUGCUUAUUUGAUGGACUGGUACAUUGAGCACGGAAAUUUGCAGGAGGCUGAGAAGCUUUUCAGGUCAAUGGGCGAGAAGGGAUGUUCUCCAGCUGCUGUGGCAUACAAUACUCUUUUCGACGCAUAUUUCAAGCAAGGUAUGAAUGUGGAGAUAGAGAAACUAUUGCAGGAGAUGUUAGAUCAGCGAUGUGAGCCAGAUUCAGUAACUUAUGAUACGCUGAUAGAUGGAUUUGUCAAAGUUGGCAACCUGGAUGAAUCCUUAAAAGUUUUCGGAAGAAUGAAAGAAGCUGGUUUGAAGCCAGGAAUAGCUAUUUAUAACAAAUUGUUCGGUCACUUGUGCAAUGAAGGGAAGCUUGAUGAAGCUAGUAGUCUUUUUCAGGGGAUGGUGGAUGGAGGGCAGAACCCUGAUGUCGAAACAUAUGAUAUAUUAACAGAGAAAUAUAGCAGAGAAGGGAGAGAUGAAGAGAUAAAAAGUUAUUUUCAGAACCUUUUGGAGAAGAUCAAACUAAGUGAAGAACUUGUGGCUCGUAUCAGACUGCAGGGACAGAAUGCAUCUGGUGAAGAAAAGUCUAAGACAGAAACACAGGCACCUUAUACGUGUACUGAAGACAAUAAAAACUUCGAAGUUGCUGUGUGAGAUAAUUACACAUGGUGUGAGAUUUAGGAAGGAUAUAGCAUGUUAGAUCAACUUUGCAGACAACUCUGGAUCAUAUAAUGUUCUUCUGGAAAGUACCCUGCAAAACUGGAAGCUUCCAGGUAUUUUGGUACAGUGUUAGAAGAUAUUUACAUUGACGGAUGCAAUCCUGCAGUGCAACCUAAUUGUUUCGAGUACUAUGAUUUUAUGGUGUAUGAAUGGAAUGCAGCUUGUAAUCCAAAUGCUUAUGAGGAUACUAAGUUUUCACUAAUUAACCUAAACAAAUUUUGAAAGCAUAUAUAAGCUAGUUACUUCGUUGGCGA
This is a messenger RNA of Cryptomeria japonica (Japanese cedar), 2381 nucleotides long. RefSeq names its product pentatricopeptide repeat-containing protein At3g49240, mitochondrial. The transcript has 2 exons. Gene Ontology annotation, molecular function: protein binding. Lineage: Eukaryota; Viridiplantae; Streptophyta; Pinopsida; Cupressales; Cupressaceae. Bases 397 to 2061 code for a protein of 554 amino acids. The record is from RefSeq and is a predicted model, not a curated record. Gene Ontology annotation, cellular component: chloroplast.